Pneumocystis jirovecii RU7 is the source of this 897-nucleotide messenger RNA. RefSeq lists its product as uncharacterized. The transcript is spliced from 3 exons. Gene Ontology annotation, cellular component: Ino80 complex. The record is from RefSeq and is a predicted model, not a curated record. Gene Ontology annotation, biological process: chromatin remodeling. Bases 1 to 897 code for a protein of 298 amino acids. NCBI's taxonomy places the organism in Eukaryota, Fungi, Ascomycota, Pneumocystomycetes, Pneumocystales, Pneumocystaceae.
AUGGGUUUUUCAUCUUUAAGAGAUUUUAAUAAGGCUAAUUGUAUAGAAGAUAGGACUAAAAGACAAGAAGAAGAUAAUCAUGAAUAUCUACAAUCACGGACAAGUCAACCAUCACAAGAAAAAUCAUUACGUAUCACUAUCCGAGUUCCAACACGAUCACACUUAGGAAAAAGAUCAACUCGAAGACGUGUUGGAGUUUUAGAGAGUGCUACAGAUACAGAAUCAGAAGAAUUGAGUCCAUUAAGUGAUCCUAAUGAAGAUGAAGAAAUUGCACAUAAUGAAUCAUUGGAUACGGAUGAUAUUGAGACAUUUGUAUCUCCACCGUGUCCACAAAGUACAUUGCCUAGUGAGGCUUCUAGACUUACAAAACGUCAGAGGGCUCGGAUAGAAGAAGAAUUGGCAAUACCAAGUGAUCUUGUACAGUUACCAGAAACAGUUAAACGGCGUCAUCAAAAUCUUACAGAGGAAGAAUUAGCCCUGAAGAAAGAUGAACUUGCUCGUCGCCGAAAGAAUCUUUCAGAACAAAAACUGGAGGAGGAGAAGAUGGAAACGAUUCAUAAGCUUCUUAAUAAGCAAGCAACACAUAAGUAUAAAAGGAUUAAAACAGGAGAUACAGAGGGUGUAUCUGACGAUGAAAAAAAUAUUCCACGAGUAUCUUCGCCUAUUAUGUCACGAUGGCUUGAUACAAAGGAUGGCACUGUGUUUGCCGUUCCCCAACGAUGGCUUAAUACUAGUAUUUCGGCUUACUUUUCUCCACAAAAAGCACCAGCGCCUCCUUCUCCACGGCCGUUAUGUGCUUCAUGCGGUGGUUCUGGAAUAUAUGCUGUAAUUGAUUCUAAUGUUUCCGUACGUGCAUGCUCUAUUCCAUGUAUUCGUUCUAUUCGGUUAAAAUCAUAA